This is a messenger RNA of Brassica napus (rape), 1088 nucleotides long. RefSeq names its product copper transporter 2. The coding region runs from base 427 to 882 and encodes 151 amino acids. The transcript has a single exon. Lineage: Eukaryota; Viridiplantae; Streptophyta; Magnoliopsida; Brassicales; Brassicaceae. Gene Ontology annotation, biological process: intracellular copper ion homeostasis; copper ion transmembrane transport. Gene Ontology annotation, cellular component: plasma membrane. The record is from RefSeq and is a predicted model, not a curated record. Gene Ontology annotation, molecular function: copper ion transmembrane transporter activity.
CAGUUCCCAAUUCCCGUUUGCAGCUACUUCCAGUAGAGGUGCCAGCCCCAGAAGAGGAGAAAUGUGUACACCUCUGCGAAGGGCAUAACCAUCUUUCUUUCUGUACACCAUACACGAUUCGCCAAUUAAUUAAAAAAAUGCACAACUACCUAAUUUACGACACCAACAUGUAUAUUGCCUUCAUUAGUCCCUUUUUUUUAAUUCAUUAUACGAGUUGAAAGAAUAAGAGGCAUGGUCAUUAUGAAAAUAGCUCUAACGAUUGUUGUACUACACAAAGUUUUUGACAAGUCAAAACAUGCUCUACUUGUACUACAACACAACUACAAACCACACAUUUAAGAAACCACAGAAACAAAGAAAAACACGAUUUCUCUCUUUAGGUUUUCUUGUCUACAAAAGCCCUCAGAAUCCUACCGUUACCAAGCCAUGGAUCAUGACAACAUGCAUAACAUGUCACCACCAUCAUCAACGUUGGCUUCCGACAUGAUGAUGACGAUGCACAUGACGUUCUUCUGGGGUAAGAACACGGAGGUUCUCUUCUCCGGAUGGCCCGGGACAAGCUCCGGUAUGUACGCUCUUAGCCUCAUCGUUGUUUUCCUCCUUGCCGUAAUCACCGAGUGGCUCGCCCAUUCUCUUACCCUCCGUUGUGUUGGCUCCACUAACCGCGCCACCGGGAUCGUUCAGACCGCCUUGUACACACUCAGGAUUGGCCUCUCCUAUCUUGUGAUGCUUGCGGUGAUGUCCUUCAACGGCGGCAUUUUUAUUGUCGCUAUGGCCGGGUUUGCCGUCGGUUUCUUUCUCUUCGGAAGUACUGCUUUCAAGAAACCCUCCGAUGACCAGAAAACCGAUAAACUUCCCCCUCUGUCGUCAGGUUGCGUUUGAUGAAAAUUUUCUAUAAAGAACUUUCUAUUUGUGAUGAGCCCUUUGUCACAAAAAAAAAACUUUCUAUUUGUGUGGUUUGCUUUGCUUUGAGUUUUAAUCACUUUGUCACAAUUGAUUUUCUUUGGUAGUUGUACAAAUAAUUUCAACAAAGAAUUUGAUUCUUAGAACUAAUAAAGUUAAUAUAUAUGUACGUAUUAUAAUAAAAA